Messenger RNA from Rhagoletis zephyria (snowberry fruit fly), 880 nucleotides. RefSeq lists its product as uncharacterized. The record is from RefSeq and is a predicted model, not a curated record. NCBI's taxonomy places the organism in Eukaryota, Metazoa, Arthropoda, Insecta, Diptera, Tephritidae.
GCUGGGAAGAAUAUUAAACAAAUAUGUAUACUUUGUGUACGCCAAUACAUCGCCGCUUCGUAGAAGAGAGAAUACUUUUCCUUUGCGUAUUCUUGGCUUCAAAAUCUUGAUCAAAUAUCACAUUAAGCGCUUACAGGAAAUGGAAUGACGGCAAGUCGAAUCAUUGAAUUGAAAAAUGUUAGUGGUGAGGAGUUGGAAGAAUUCCUCACACUCCUAUCUAUAUCCGCAAUACUCAACUUAUCGUCUCAUACUACUUUUUUUGUUACGUCACGUGAAUAUCAUGAACUCCUCCCACGCUCCCACAUCGAAGAAGGUAUUUGCUACACAUUUAAUGUAAACGCCACAGAUCUUUACCGCGAAUAUUCCUUUCAGUGUCAUCGAAUAGUUCGAAAGGGGUGGCGAUCUGAAGCGAGUUUCCCUGAGGUAAACCGAGCAACAACGGGCGGGUCACAUCGCGGUCAUACGCAACCGCACAGGGCAACAACAACAAUGGCCGGCGUAACAACAGCCGCAGCGUUUUACAGCCGCCAAGCAACAACAACAACAACGGGCGGCAACUACAAAUCCCGACCCCAGAGUGGUCACAUCGCGGUCAUACGCAACCGCACGAGGCAACAACAACAACGGCCGGCUUAACAACAGCCGCAGCGUCUUACAACCGCCAAGCAACAACAACGAGCGGCAACUACAACGACCCCGACCCCAGAGUGGUCACAUCGCGAUCAUACGCAACCGCACGAGGCAACAACAACAACGGCCGGCUUAACAACAGCCAAGCAACAACAAUAACAACGGGCGGCAACUACAAAUCCCGACCCCAGAGUGGUCACAUCGCGGUCAUACGCAACCGCACGGGGCAACAAAAACAACGGCCGGCUUA